Molecule: messenger RNA, 2613 nt
Organism: Patiria miniata (bat star)
Lineage: Eukaryota; Metazoa; Echinodermata; Asteroidea; Valvatida; Asterinidae
Product: mucolipin-3-like
Exons: 14
Coding region: 243-2066 (607 amino acids)
Cellular component (GO): lysosomal membrane; plasma membrane
Molecular function (GO): NAADP-sensitive calcium-release channel activity
Source: RefSeq, a predicted model, not a curated record
ACAAUCGAGUUCUAGGCCAAGAAAAUAAUACAAUGUAGUGCAUUGCUAUUGCUAAAAACUGGUGUAGUAGUAGUACUGCAGUCCACGUACCGCGGCCUACCACCGGUCUACACGCAGUCAGGAUAGGAAAUAAUAUGCAUUGACCUUUACUUGACAAAGAACUUGAAGUGAAAGAAGUGAAAGCGCCACACUCGGCCCAGGACUCUGCCUUCCUGUGUGGUAUUGUGAAAGCUCAAACCGGCAUGAAUACGGCCGCCAAAAGGCACAACGGCCCCGCAAUGGCCAACCACCACCACGGACACCAUUCCCACGAGUCCCACGAGAGUAGCGGCAACGAUUGCAUUCAGGAGGAGGGCGGCAUGCAGACGGAGCUGAUCUCCAAUCACUACGGGAGCGGAGGUUACGACUACGGCGCACCUCCAGCAGUGGAGGAAAAAAUGCGACGAGACUUGAAGUUUUUCUUCAUGAACCCGUACGAGAAGUACAAAGCGAGGGGGCGAAAGCCGUACAAACUAGGACUGCAAAUCAUCAAGAUUGUAUUUGUGACUUUACAGCUCAUCCUGUUUGGAUUGAACCAGUUCACACAGGCUACAUUCUUUGAGGACAACGAGAAAGCCUUCAACAACAUCUUCUUGAAAGAUUGGGACCCGACGUAUGACUCGUUUGCGUAUCCUAAGACUAGACAGCUCUAUGCAUUGUACUUGAAGGAAGGCGUCUAUGAACACUUAGAUUAUGCUGUCUACAAGUAUUCUCAACUUGAGAGAAUCGCCGUCGGCACGUAUGAAUUUGAGACAGCCCAGAGCAGAGACAUUCACAACAUGACGCUGUGUAACAGACACUUUUUAAACGUGAAUCUCUCUAAUGGCAAAUUUGACGUCAAUGCUUCAACAAAAACCGAUUGUCUGACAUUUGAAGUGUCACCAGACAAGAACAUCAGUAUGCAGCAAUUCCUGAAAGACAACGAUUUUACAAUGAGCUUUGACAGCAUGAUCCAGAUGCAACUGAAGUUCUCCAUUCGCAGUCUUCACAUCAAAGACCUAGCAAUGUUCUUAAAUCCUGAUUGUGUCCGCUUCAAUAUAACAAUUCUGUAUGACUACAGCAUUCACGGGGGCCGCAUUGCGGUGUCUCUCUCAGAACAGCAUUCGAUUUUUAACUGCUCCAACAAAGUCGUCGGAGAGGAGGAAGCCCAUGUUAUCAGUUACUUGGUGGCAGCGUAUGACAUCUUCAUUGUCUUCCUGUGUCUGCUCUCUCUACUACUGUGCUGUAGAUCACUUCAGAGAGGAAGACGACUGAAAAAGAGAGCGAAGACAUUUUUCAAGCGAUACUACGACAGAAAGCUCACCAGGUUGGAAAAGUUGGAGUUCCUCAACUUUUGGUACAUCAUGAUCAUCAUUAGCGACCUCCUGACUAUUUCAGGAUCGAUCGUCAAGCUUCUCCUUGAGUGGCUGAUAACCACCGACUAUGACGUUUGCAGCAUACUUCUGGGCACGGGAUGUUUCCUAGUAUGGCUCGGUGUUCUCAGAUAUCUUGGGUUCUUCCCAAAGUACAAUAUACCCAUUAUAACACUGAAGAGUGCCAUGCCAAACUGCCUGCGGUUUAUGGUCUGCGGAGUCAUUCUGUACAUGGCCUAUGGUUUCUGUGGCUGGAUUGUGCUUGGACCGUACCAUCACAAAUUCCGCAGCUUCAAUGUUGCCAUUGAGUGCAUGUACAGCCUGAUCAACGGCGAUGACAUGUUUGCGACGUUUGACGAGAUGUCUGAUAAGAGCACUGUAGUCUGGGUCUACAGCCGAAUCUACCUGUAUACGUUCAUCAGCCUCUUCAUCUACGUCAUCCUUAGCUUGUUCAUUGCUCUCAUCAUGGAUACCUAUGAGACAGUCAAGGCCUGCCAGGGAAGACACCGUAGCCACACCGAACUUGAGGCGUUCAUUGAUCAAUGCGACGACCGACCAGAGUCAGGCUGCUACAGACGGAAGAAGAAGAAGAAACGUCGGAAGACCUGGAAGUCACUCUGCAACUGCCGCAGAUCAAGCUCUUCUAGUGACGAAACCACGCCCCUUCUUCACUGAACACCAAUUAAAUGUCUUUAGUGAGUUGUACACAUUAAGGUAACCCUCAAGAUUGUAAUAGGUUUGAAUUGUAAUUGGAUUUAUUCGAAAACGAAUGCAAAACCAGAAUCACUUCAAGUCGGGUAGAAAGUCAUGAUGUAACAGUGAAAGGAGAUUGAGAGUGAAAUUAUAUUUUUAUAGGAAAAGAAUCCCCUACUGCUAAGCAGUUGUUAAAGGUAGAGUGGAUUGACUGAAUUACAACUUACGAGUACUAUACAUUUCUUGUAAAAUAAAUAUUUAUUCAAAACAAACACUUGUGUAACAAAACUUGUAUAACAAGGUUAUGAAUGGUACAGGCAGGCUCAGUAUUACAGGGAUCGAGUGAGCUAUCUUUUCUGACUCUUCAGUCAAAAAAUCCUUCUUCAAUUGCUCAAAAAUGACAAUAAUAUGAUGAAUUUGUAAAAAUUUCAAUUACAUGUAUAUAUUGAAUUUCUUGUUUUACAGUAGCCUUGGUCAAUGCUCUCGUCGUUAUUCGUCCCGUAUGUGGUCAAUCGUCGGCAUAUAUCCU